AUGGCCUCAUUUCCGCCCAAAUGCUGCGCCAAACCUCUCCGCAUCUCCGUCUGGGGAAGCAUGCUUGAGCCUGAUAUCCUGGAUCGGUACAAGGAGAUCGAAGCCGAGUUUAGCACCAAUCGGCCACUGUACUGCGCAUCACCAAAGUGCUCCACGUUCAUCCCCGAAGGCGCUAUGGUCCCACAGGAUGAGCUCGGUCUCUGCCCUAAAUGUGCGACCUCGACAUGCAAACACUGCAGACGGCUAAUGGAUGAUCAUGCUGUUUGGGACACCGCCGAACGCAUCUGCCCAAAGGAGGAAGAGGGCUUGACGAAACUCUACGAACUAGGAAGUGAGAAAAAGUGGAAACAAUGUCCGACGUGUCUGAACAUGGUUGAGAAGACUGAAGGAUGUAAUCACAUGGAUUGUAUCUGUGGGGUGGAAUUCUGCUAUCGCUGCGGCAAUCUUUUCGACGAAGAUGACGCUUGUGAAUGCGAACUCAACACAUGGGACAACGAGGACGAUGGUGAAGAGGAGGAAGGAGAUGAGGACGACGACGACGACGACGACGACGAGGAUGGGGACGAACAUGACGAAGAUGAAGAGUCUGAUGAGGACGAGUGGCCCAAUUACCGUCUCGCAGUUGACCUCGCCGGUCGCCCGAGAUGUUUACACCCGGACCUGUCUCCCCUGGGCGCGCACCAUCAUACCUGUCACGGAUGUCUCCAGAGAAAUCUUCUCCUGACCUGCGAGGACUGUGCGCUGGAGCUAUGCCAGGCGUGCGUGGACAAAAUAAGAAAUGCCAGUGGUGGCGAGGGUGACGAUGGAGAGGACGGAUCCAUGGACUUGGAUCGCCGUGGGAUGGAAAGAGGCUCUAGACUCGACGGUAUCCGAGAGUGGCCGAACAACUCAAAUCCAUAUGCGCUGACUCCAUUUCGUUGA
Cladophialophora carrionii CBS 160.54 is the source of this 921-nucleotide messenger RNA. RefSeq lists its product as uncharacterized. The transcript has a single exon. Gene Ontology annotation, biological process: protein polyubiquitination; ubiquitin-dependent protein catabolic process; positive regulation of proteasomal ubiquitin-dependent protein catabolic process. Gene Ontology annotation, cellular component: cytoplasm; ubiquitin ligase complex. Gene Ontology annotation, molecular function: ubiquitin conjugating enzyme binding; ubiquitin protein ligase activity; zinc ion binding. Bases 1 to 921 code for a protein of 306 amino acids. The record is from RefSeq and is a predicted model, not a curated record. Lineage: Eukaryota; Fungi; Ascomycota; Eurotiomycetes; Chaetothyriales; Herpotrichiellaceae.